Plasmodium gonderi is the source of this 795-nucleotide messenger RNA. RefSeq lists its product as hypothetical. The coding region runs from base 1 to 795 and encodes 264 amino acids. The record is from RefSeq and is a predicted model, not a curated record. The transcript has a single exon. NCBI's taxonomy places the organism in Eukaryota, Apicomplexa, Aconoidasida, Haemosporida, Plasmodiidae.
AUGGCUUCGAUACAUAUUAGUAUUAGUGGUGACUAUAGACAUUCUAAUUUUGUGGAGUGCAAUGCAAAAAAUGAAAAAUAUGAAGAUGAAUAUUCUAAAAAAAGUUAUAGUUUUGACGAACAUAAUUACACAGGUAAAUGCACAGAAUGCGACCAAUUACAACAAUAUUUAGACCGAAUAAAAGAUGACUUAAAAAAUUGUACCCAUUAUGGAAAUAUAUUUCUUGAUAUACAUGAAGGCGAAAUAACAAAUUUAAUUAAAACAUGUUAUGCUAAGUGUACAAGCGCUGCGUCUCGUGCAAUAGAAAACGUAAAAUUAAGUUCGGAAAUACAACCCUCCGAAAAGAAAAAAGAAAAAGAAUUAAAUACAGGAGAAUUAAAUCAAGAAGUCAAAGAUUUACAAAAACAAAAAGACGAAGAACCUCUCAAUAAUGCGGUUGAAACGGAAGAAGAAAUCGAAACAACAGAUAAUAUAAUGUCUAGUUCUUCUAUGAAAGAAAAUAUUUUGAAAGAACCUUUAUCUACCUCAGUUGAUUCGUCAAACACACAAUUAUGUAACGUUGAAUGUUCUCUUUCAUUACCCUCAAACUAUACUCACCAAUCGAAUACAGAUCUUACAUUGCAAGUAAACAAUAUAGAUGGAUGCCCUCCAAAAAGUAAUUUAGCUAAUUCUCAAGAUGUUUGCGGGAAAACUGAUGAAAUACAAGGUAAUGCAUUUCAUACUUUCGUUAUAAGAAAUUCAGAUGGUGUAUCUUUUCAUGAUCAAACUACUAAUUUUGCAUAUCUCGAUCAUUGA